This is a messenger RNA of Agrilus planipennis (emerald ash borer), 1563 nucleotides long. RefSeq names its product circadian clock-controlled protein-like. The transcript is spliced from 5 exons. NCBI's taxonomy places the organism in Eukaryota, Metazoa, Arthropoda, Insecta, Coleoptera, Buprestidae. The coding region runs from base 256 to 1038 and encodes 260 amino acids. The record is from RefSeq and is a predicted model, not a curated record.
AAAUAUUAGUGUGGCACGUUAGUACGUGUUCCUCCUAAAACUAAAGGUAAAGAUAAAAGAUUCAAUGGGAGGCCCCCUCUUUGCGAGCUGAUAUAAAACUAAAGGACCUCACUUUCUCCCUGGCAAAACCGAUAAUAAUGUGUAGCAAGUGUCAAAGUAUACCGUGAAAAUUAGGACUUAUCUAAGUUAGUACAUCAAAUUUAAAUUAUUUUAUUUUUUAAGUGUUUAGGAUAAUAAAAAAAGUCAUCUACAGAAAUGCAUUUCUUACUAGUCUGUAUUGUGACUGGAUCUCUUGGACAGAUCGUAGCGUCCCAAGAAGCAAUAAAAAACAUCAGUUUGAAAGCUCCCGAGUAUAUUUUGCCUUGCUACAGACAUGAUCCGGAUAUAGAUAAUUGCUUAGAGGGUACAUUUAACCAUUUAAGACCGUAUUUGGUAAAUGGCUUGGAAGAAAUAAAUGUACCAGCAAUCGAUCCAUUAUUCAUCCAGAGACUUAUAAUGGAAAAUGGACAUGGCCCGUUUAAAAUCAAAGCUUUAUUUAAAAAUGUUACAGUCAAAGGUCCAAGCAAUUACACUGUUGGUAGGAUUAAAUCCGAUUUGGACAACUACAUCUUGGACGUAGACCUUAAGUUACCCGAAAUAGAAGUCAGUGGAAAGUAUGAAGUUGGGGGGACAGUACUCCUUUUCCCCAUUAGAUCUGCUGGAGACUUCUGGGCAGCAUUUAGUGAUGUAAAUGCAACAGCGAAAAUAUAUGGAAAGGAGGUUGUUAAUAAGGAAGGACUCAAAUUCAUGAGGAUAGAAAAAUUAAAUAUUGAUUUUGAUUUAGAUAAAAGCAAGUUCAAGAUUAGAGAUUUGAUUAAUUUGGGAAAUUUAUUAGGUGCUGCUAUCAAUCAAUUUUUAAAUACGAAUGGGCAUGAAAUCAUUGCAGAAAUGAAGCCAGCAGCUUCCAGGAGUAUAUCCGCCCAUUUUAAAAGCUUUCUCAAUGCAGCUUUCUUAAAAGUACCAUUGCAAGUCUGGUUGCCUGACACACAACCCAGUUAAAGCGUUUAAACGAGCUAUCCAAAGAGUAUUUUAUAUUUUUACGUGUAAUACAAAAAGUAUUUGUGUAUACAAAUUUGUUUGCUGUUAAAAGGAGGUUCUUGUAAUUAGUUUUCUUAUUUUUUUGUAGAAACAUUGAGGAAUGUGUGUAAUAUGAACGUAAAUUUCAAAAAAAAUAAGCGAACGGAAAAUUAUUUGUAUGAAUACCUAUUUGAUAUCCAAAUCUCAAUAGUAAAUGAAUAAAUUAGAUAAUUAAUUGUUUCUCAUAAAACUUUUAUUCGUCAUUACUAUUUUUUAUGUAUAUUGUUACAACUAUGUAUUAAGUACCCAGUAGAACUUCUUGUCACUAUUCAUAAGAUUCUAAUUAAUCAACAUAAUGCUUACCUAUUUUUCAUCUUAAAGGAAUUAUUAGAUGGUAUUAUCCAUUGAACGACAUUAUUAUGAACAAAAAGUAGAUUAGUACUGUCUAGUAACUGCAUGAUUGUGUGAUAAAAUGUAAUAAUCUUGUUAAAUCAUCAAACAAUUUUU